This is a messenger RNA of Pelobates fuscus (common spadefoot toad), 5004 nucleotides long. RefSeq names its product mannosidase alpha class 2A member 2 (gene MAN2A2). NCBI's taxonomy places the organism in Eukaryota, Metazoa, Chordata, Amphibia, Anura, Pelobatidae. The record is from RefSeq and is a predicted model, not a curated record. Gene Ontology annotation, cellular component: Golgi membrane. Gene Ontology annotation, molecular function: carbohydrate binding; alpha-mannosidase activity. Bases 756 to 4208 code for a protein of 1150 amino acids. Gene Ontology annotation, biological process: mannose metabolic process; N-glycan processing; protein deglycosylation. The transcript is spliced from 23 exons.
AGAAAGAAAGAAGGAUCAAGGACCUUGGAAUAUAGAGAAAGAUAGAGAUAGCAAUAAAGGAAGUGAGGAGCUGCUUAGCCAGCCGUAGGGCCACCAGACAGAGAUUAGCAGCCACAGCAACAGUACAGGGACAGGCUCCCGUGCCCAGGGCACCAUGUGAGAGCCAGGGCAUCCUGCUCCACCUCUUUAUAGCCAGGGAUGUACAAUAGCCAGGGAGCUGUGAGGCUGCAUCCAUGCAUAUUUCAUAUGGACAUGUCUUCCAGCCUGGUAUAGCAGCAGUACAUUGACAUGUGAAUUGGGAAGGAGGGAGGGGGAAUGCAUAGUGGCUGACUGGCAGCAUAUGGCUUCACUAAGCUUAUCAUUGCUCUUAUUGUCAGCAUUCCAUUUGUUUUGCUGUUUGCUGGGGAAAGGCAGGCACCAGGCAGCUGUGGGUGUAACAGGAGGGGAGAGCAGAGAUUGACACAGCAGGCAGGAGGACUGCCCUGGGCUGAGCUCCACCUUGCAAGCCCCGGUGCAAGUGUCAGAGGGAAGGAGGGAGGGCUGGAGCUGGGACCUGGCUGUUUUUUGGAGGGGAUACCUGGCUGUGAAUGAGGGGAGCCCCUAUGUGGUCACUGAGUGUCACAGCCUCCCCCUAGACUGACUGCCCGAGGCCUGGCCUGAUCUACCUUAAAAACAACGUGGAGCAUCACAGGAAGCCCAGUCACUUCAGAACCAGGAGGGGGACAUUCAGAGGUCGGCUCCUACAGCUCCCAGGGAUGAAACUGAAGAAGCAAGUCACUGUGUGUGGAGCGGCCAUCUUUUGUGUGGCUGUCUUCUCCUUGUAUCUCAUGCUUGACAAAGUGCAACACGACCCUCCCAGGAGACAGACUGGCGGCAACUUUCCCAGGAGCCAAAUUUCGGUAUUGCAGAACCGGAUAGAGCAGCUUGAACAACUGCUGGAGGAGAAUCACGAAAUUAUCAGCCAUAUCAAGGACUCUGUGCUGGAACUGACGGCUAACGCGGACGGACAGCCUGUUCUACUUCCAUAUCAUACUUCUAAUGGAACAUGGAUUCUUCCAACAGACCCUCGUCCUAUCUUCUACUCCAUCUCUCCACAGGACUGUCAGUUUGCUGUUUCAAAUAAGGGACAGAAGACUGAUUUGCAGAUGCUUGAUGUUUACACACAGUUGCCUUUUGACAAUGUGGAUGGAGGAGUCUGGAAACAAGGCUUUGAUAUCACAUACGACCCAAAGGAGUGGGAAACUGAACCGUUGCAGGUUUUUGUUGUGCCGCAUUCCCACAACGACCCUGGUUGGAUAAAAACGUUUGAUAAAUAUUAUUACGACCAGACACAGCACAUCCUGAACAACAUGGUGGUGAAGCUGCAAGAGGAUCCACGCAGAAAAUUCAUCUGGUCAGAGAUCUCUUUCUUCUCCAAGUGGUGGGACAACAUCAACUCUCAGAAGAGGGCUGCAGUGCGCAGGUUAGUUGCAAAUGGUCAGCUAGAGAUGACAAGCGGUGGCUGGGUGAUGCCCGAUGAGGCCAACACACAUUAUUUUGCCAUGAUUGACCAGAUGAUUGAGGGACAUCAGUGGCUAAAGAAAAAUAUUGGUGUCAUUCCUAGAUCGGGCUGGGCAGUAGACCCAUUUGGGCACAGCUCUACAAUGCCGUACCUUCUAAAACGCUCCAACCUGACUAGCAUGCUGAUCCAGAGAGUGCAUUAUUCAAUCAAGAAACACUUUGCAGCCACGCAGAGCCUGGAGUUUAUGUGGAGACAGGCAUGGGAUUCACACUCUAGCACGGAUAUCUUCUGCCACAUGAUGCCCUUUUACAGCUAUGAUGUACCCCACACAUGUGGCCCUGAUCCCAAGAUCUGCUGCCAGUUUGAUUUUAGGCGUCUGCCUGGUGGAAGAAUAAAUUGUCCGUGGAAAGUGCCUCCAAGAGCCAUUACCGAGGCCAACGUGGCUGAGAGAGCAAACCUCUUGUUGGAUCAGUACAGGAAAAAGUCCAAGUUGUACCGCAGUAAAGUUGUCCUCAUCCCCUUGGGAGAUGAUUUCCGUUACGACAAAAUUCAAGAAUGGGAUGCGCAAUUCUUAAAUUACCAGAGGCUCUUUGAUUACAUGAAUUCUCAUCCAGACCUCCAUGUCAAGGCUCAAUUUGGCACGCUCUCAGACUACUUUGACACCCUGUACAAGUCUAUGGGAGUCACACCAGGAGUGAAGCCUCCAGAGUUUCCUGUGCUUACUGGGGAUUUUUUCUCCUAUGCUGACAGAGAAGAUCACUACUGGACUGGAUACUUCACUUCAAGGCCGUUCUACAAGAGUAUGGACAGGAUGCUGGAGUCCCAUCUACGAGGAGCGGAGAUCCUGUAUAGUUUGGCGAUAAGUCACGCCAGGAAAGUGGGAUUGGAGAGCAGAUACCCACUUUCUGAUUAUGCUUUAUUAACUGAUGCCAGACGUAACCUUGGACUAUUUCAGCAUCAUGACGCCAUCACUGGCACCGCAAAAGAAGCCGUGGUUAUUGACUAUGGUGUGCGGUUGCUGCACUCGCUGAUGAACUUGAAACGCAUCCUAAUUAAUGCAGCUCACUACCUCGUUCUGGCAGACAAGGACAACUAUCACUAUGAACACUCUGUGCCAUUCUUCAGCACGGAUGACAGCCGAUUAACCCAGGAAACACUGCCAGAGAAAACAGUCAUCAAAUUGGGAUCAUCACCAAGGUAUAUAGUGGUGUUUAAUCCAGUGGAACAAAAUCGCCUGUGUGUAAUCUCUCUACUUGUGAACACUCCACAUGUCCGAGUGCUUACAGAAGAUGGGCAGCCAGUAGCAGUCCAGCUCAACCCAAUAUGGCAAUCGGUUACUGAAAUGAACCCAGAUGUAUUCCAGGUAUCUUUCACAGCCAGGCUGCCAUCACUUGGACUGAGCAUCUUUCAGCUCUACAUGUCCUUUGACACGCACACUACUCUGAAAUCCAGUGUCCAUGUAUAUUUACAUGGGAGGGACCUGACGAUAAAGAAACAAGAUGUUUUUCCGUUAAAGACUAUAGAAUCCAGCACAGAUGAUUUUUUCCUAGAGAAUCAGUAUAUGCAGGUCUGGUUUUCUGGCGUCACUGGACUUCUAAAGAGAAUUAAACGAGCAGGAGAGGAACAGGAUCACAAGGUCAAUAUGGAGUUUCUCAUCUAUGGAACACGGACAUCCAAGGACAAAAGUGGAGCUUAUCUGUUCCUGCCUGAUGGUGAAGCGAAGCCUUAUACUCCCAAAGACCCUCCUGUGGUACGCGUUACAGAAGGCCCUUUCUUUUCAGAGGUGACUUGUCACUAUCAGCACGUGCAACAGACAAUGAGACUGUACAAUUUGCCAGGGACCGAUGGGAUGUCUCUAGACAUUACCUCCAUGGUUGACAUUCGAGAUCACGUCAACAAGGAGAUAGCCAUGCGUCUCAGCACAGACAUACAGAGUGGAGACACCUUCUUCACAGACCUCAAUGGAUUCCAGAUACAAGCCAGAAGAUUUUUCAAAAAGUUGCCACUCCAAGCAAAUUUUUAUCCAAUGCCUCUGAUGGCUUAUAUUCAAGAUGAACAGACUAGAUUAACUCUUCACACUGCCCAAGCGUUGGGAGUUUCCAGUCUCAAAAGCGGUCAAUUAGAGGUCAUUCUCGAUCGACGAUUAAUGCAGGAUGAUAACCGUGGCCUUGGUCAAGGAUUAAAAGACAACAAGAGAACCUGCAACAGAUUCCGUAUCCUGCUGGAAAAACGAUCAUCUGGAAACAAGGUAGAGGAAAACCAGCUGGUGAGCUUCCCCUCUCUUCUAAGCCACAUGACAUCCAUGCACCUGAACCAGGAGCUCCUUGUGAUGCCAGUGACCAAUGACAAAGGCCCGGCACUGAAAUCUUUCCUGCCACUCUCUGCGACCAUCCCCUGUGACUUCCAUAUUCUCAACCUGAGAACACUACAAGCCGAGGACGAUGGGAUACCUUCUCCAGACACUGCACUAAUUUUACACAGAAAGGGUUUUGACUGUGGAUUUGAAGCAAAGAAUCUGGGAUUCAAUUGUACCACGAGUCAAGGAAAGCUGCCACUUGGAGGCCUCUUUCAAGGACUAGAAAUUGGGGUCAUGCAGCCCACCUCUCUGACACUGAUGUAUUCUUUAAAUUCACCAAUAAACAGUAGUAGCCCAAUGGUCAACAUAGAACCCAUGGAAAUAUCGACUUAUCGCUUACGUUUCAGCUAACCCCGGCAAAGGAGUGGGUGAGAGAUCCCAGAGCACAGCAGUAAAUAAACUGGAAGCUGGGUUUUCCCUCAGCACGUUUAAUGUUCUUCUGAAGAGCAAAAAAGUUUCAAAAAAUACAUAAAAAGCUGCAAUGCCUAGUCUGGGAAGGUACCCAGCACUGGAAAAGGCCAAAGAGGCACUCCGGACAAACCUAACGGUUCUACCUUCUGUUUAAACCCUAUCUGUGAAAAAGGGGCAGUGCAUUUCAGGCCCUUUUAGCACUGAAAGGGUUAACCACGUAGAUGGCGCAUCACUGAAUGAGCAGAAGCUAUUUGAGGAUUUUUUUGUUUUGUUUUUGCUUUGUUGAAUUUUUUCUUUUGCUUUUUGUGAAAUUACUAAUUUAUUUGUUGAUUGUUUUUUGUUUUAAUAUUCCAAUUUCACACAAGUCCUCUUUCUAGAUCGUAAUUAUCUCACUGACCUAUUCUCUGCACUGGUAAAUACUCCUCAAGUCACAGAUGAAACUUCAAGUUCUUUCUGUAUAGUGUUUUGGGGUUUCAGUGUCAGUAUUCUUCCAGAGUUUGUCAUUUCAGAUUCUGUAACCUUGAUCCCUAUUUUUUUGUUUGUUUGUUUUCAUACUGGUACAUCACAGCACAGGACUAUUGAUAGUAAAUUCUGACUGUAUUUUAUGAGCGGGGAGGGAGACUACAGAGUAUAAUUUAUGAACUUUGUGUAUAUAUAUAAAUAUAUAUAUAUAUAGUUUUUGCUAUUGUGACUGUAGACCAUGCUAUAAAUACAGAUUUGUUGUCAUCCUGGACAA